AUUUAAUAAAUGGGUAGUCUGUUUUCAGGUUCACAAACUUAAAAACCGAAAAUUGAAACUAAAACAAAUAGUUAAACUAAUCAAAAUUUUCAGUAGCAUCCUGGUGUUUCUAUUACAACUAUGAGACCAACUUAAUCAAUAGGAGAGCAAAUAUUAUAAGAUGGUGAAUUCUCUUUCAAUGAAGAAUAGCAAAAAGAGAAAUUUCCAUAAAUAAUAUAAGGACAUAUAAAUGUAAAUUUUAUUGAAUCUAAGGAAGCAAUUUUAAUAGAUUAAUCAGGUAAGUUAAUUAGAUAAAUAACUGAUUGUAAAUAAAAUAAUUAUUGCUAUGAUUGCAAUUAACUAAUUUAAGACACUGUUAUAAAAAUAAUUUGCUAACAUUAGUUCCAUUAAAAUUGUUUUAUUUAAUUAAUAGAAAAAUAAUUAUCAAAUGAAGAAAGAUUCAUAAUAAAGUGCAAAUGCGGUACAAAAUUGAAUCCAAAUAUUUUAAGAUAAAUAGCUGAUGUUGAAAUAUAAUCAAAAUUUCUAUUCUAAAUUUUUACCAAUUAGGUUUUUAAAUUAAUAUCAAAUUCACAAAUCAGAAAAUUAUGUGAUGUUAAAUAAAUUUAGAUGAUGAUAGAAUAAAAUACAAAAAAAUAAGACUUUGAUUUUAACUAUGAUGAAAAAAAAGUAGAACUUAAAAAAAAAAUUACUGAAUAUAUAAUAGAUGAAAGUGGUAUUCUACAAAUAAGUUAAUCAAAACUCUUAAUUGUUAGUGUUUGUUUAAAUUGUGGAAUUGAAAUUACAAAUUCUUUGCUAAAAUUGAAUUGUGGACAUAUUUAUCACUAAGAUUGUUUUAUGAAUUGGUUAAAAUUUUAAAUUGAAGAUAGAAGAAACCCUAUUAUUAAAUGUAAAUGUGGAACUAAAAUAAAUACUAAUAUCAUUAGAAGGAUUCCUGAAAGUAAAAUUAGAAUGAAAUUUUUGAACUAUUUGUUUUCAGUGUAAUUGUCAAAAAUACUACCUUAUUUAAAGAAAAUUGACGAUUUUGAUUAAAUUUGGGAUUUAUAUUAUGAAAAUUAAUAUACAGAAGAUCAAGAUUACAAUAGUUCAUCAGGAUUUUUAUAUUUCAGUAAUUAUUCUACACCAGGAGGAGAUUGA
This is a messenger RNA of Paramecium sonneborni, 1134 nucleotides long. The record is from the annotation of a GenBank genome assembly. Lineage: Eukaryota; Ciliophora; Oligohymenophorea; Peniculida; Parameciidae.